This is a messenger RNA of Impatiens glandulifera, 3457 nucleotides long. Its product is annotated as bifunctional fucokinase/fucose pyrophosphorylase. Gene Ontology annotation, biological process: GDP-L-fucose salvage. Lineage: Eukaryota; Viridiplantae; Streptophyta; Magnoliopsida; Ericales; Balsaminaceae. Bases 104 to 3340 code for a protein of 1078 amino acids. The transcript has 7 exons. The record is from RefSeq and is a predicted model, not a curated record. Gene Ontology annotation, molecular function: ATP binding; fucokinase activity.
GACUUGUGACUGUGUCUGUAAAAAUCCAAGCAUACACCUCCUUCCUAGCUGUUAUUAAUGUCGGCGGCAUAACUCAUAGAGAGGGACUCUUGGCGAUUGAUUGAUGGAGAAGAAAAAGAAGAAGAUGCAACUUCACAGAAAAGAUAAAGAUGAUUUAGGCGGAAUACUCCGUAAAUCAUGGUACCAUUUGAGGCUAUCAGUUCGUCAUCCCUCUAGGGUUCCCACUUGGGACGCUAUCGUCCUCACGGCAGCCAGUCCAGAGCAGGCCGAGCUCUAUGAAUGGCAACUCCGACGCGCCAAACGAAUGGGCCGUAUCGCCAGCUCCACUGUCACACUCGCUGUUCCUGAUCCCGAUGGUAAGCGGAUCGGCUCAGGUGCCGCCACACUCAACGCAAUCUAUGCACUUGCUCGUCAUUAUCAGAAGCUCGCUUUUGAUCUCGGACAACAGGAGGGAAAUGGAAGCAAUAGGACUGUUGAAUCUUCUGUGGUAAAUGAAAGUUUGAAGGAUGAAGACAAUCUCUUGCCUGUAGUUAAUGCCAUUGCGAAAAAGCAUAUACUAUUGCUUCAUGCUGGUGGUGAUUCGAAAAGGGUUCCAUGGGCAAAUCCUAUGGGGAAGGUUUUCCUGCCACUUCCAUUCUUAGCAUCAGAUGAUCCGGAUGGCCCUGUUCCACUUCUUUUUGAUCAUAUACUCGCCAUCUCCUCCUGUGCAAGACAAGCUUUCAAGGAUGAAGGCGGAUUGUUUAUUAUGACAGGGGAUGUGCUUCCAUUGUUUGAUGCUUCCACUAUGGUUCUUCCAGAUGAUACAUCCUGUAUCAUUACUGUUCCUAUUACUCUUGAUAUUGCUUCUAACCAUGGUGUUGUCGUAGCAUCCAGAAAUGAGAUUCAAAAUGAAAACUACCAGCUCAGCUUAGUUGAAAACCUUCUUCAGAAACCUAGUGCGGAGGAGCUUGUUAGAGGUAAUGCAAUUUUGGAUGAUGGCCGAACAUUGCUUGACACAGGAAUAAUUGCAGCUAGAGGAAAGGCCUGGGAGGAUCUUGUUAUGCUUUCGUGUUCCAGUCAGCCACUAAUUUCAGAACUUUUGAGGAGUGGAAAUGAGAUGAGCUUGUAUGAAGACCUUGUAGCUGCUUGGGUACCGACAAAGCAUGAGUGGUUGUUGUCACGCCCUUUGGGUCAAGAACUUGUCAGUACAUUAGGAAGCCAAAAGAUGUUCAGCUACUGUGCUUAUGAUUUGUCAUUCUUACAUUUUGGUACUUCAAGUGAAGUGCUGGAUCAUCUAAGUGCGGCUGGUUUCGAACUUGUAGGCCGACGACACUUGUGUUCCGUCCCAGCAACCACUGUAUCAGAUAUAGCUGCAUCUGCCAUCAUUCUUUCCAGCAAGAUUGCACCCGAGGUUUCAAUUGGAGAAGAUUCUCUCGUAUACGAUUCAACAAUUUCAUGUGGGACUCGGAUUGGUUCUCUGGCCAUAGUCGUUGGGCUCAGUAUGCCAGUUGAUCCAUUCAAGUUCAUGCUUCCUGAUCGCCAUUGCGUUUGGGAAGUGCCAUUAGUUGGAUGUACUGGAAAUGUUAUUGUUUACUGUGGCCUCCAUGACAACCCUAAAAGUCCGAUAUCUAAAGACGGAACUUUCUGUGGGAGACCAUGGAAAAGGGUCCUUGAUGAUUUGUCAAUUCACGAAGCGGACUUGUGGGGGUCCACAACGACUCAGGAGAAGUGCUUGUGGACAGCAAAAGUAUUUCCUAUUCUUCCUUAUAUCGAGAUGCUCAAAAUGGCUAACUGGCUGAUGGGUCUGAAUGAGAGAAAAAAUGAAUGGUGUCUCUCGUUGUGGAGAAGCUCCCGUCGUGUCAGUUUGGACGAAUUGCAUCGAUCGAUUGACUUUCGGAAAAUGUGCUCAGGAUCUGGAAAUCACCAGGCAGAUCUUGCAGCUGACAUUGCUAAAGCUUGUCUCAGUUUUGGCUUACUUGGUCGCAAUCUUUCUCAAUUGUGUCAUGAAGUUCUACAAAAAGGAGACACUGGAGUCGAAAUAUGUAAAGACUUCCUAGAAGCCUGUACUACCAACCUUGAGGGGCAGAAUUCCAAGGUCCUUCCUAAAAGCCGAGCUUAUCAGGUUCAAGUUGAUCUUUACCGAGCAUGCAAUAAUGAAAAUGCAGCGCUUGAAUUAGAGCAUAAAGUGUCGGCCGCAGUUGCUGAAGAGACUGCUUCUGCAGUAAGAUAUGGACUCAAAGCUAUACUUGAACCCUCUAAAUCCAAUAGACUACCAGCACAAGGCAAUGAUGACGAAGUGAACCAAGUCAAAAAUUCCACAGGUGAAUAUUUCUGCCAUAGAAUUGUAAAAGUCGAGUUACCUGUCCGUGUGGAUUUUGUUGGCGGUUGGAGCGAUACUCCCCCUUGGAGCUUAGAACGUGCUGGAUGUGUCCUAAACAUGGCAAUAAAUUUGGAAGGCUCGCUCCCAAUUGGUGCAAUCAUAGAAACCUCGAAAACUUACGGAAUAGUGAUAAGUGACGAUGCUAGUAAUGAAUUGCAUAUAAAAGAUCUAACCUCAAUUGCAGCUCCUUUUGACUCGAAUGACCCAUUCCGUCUGGUCAAGUCUGCAUUGAUUGUGACUGGUCAAGUUUCCAUGGGCGGGUUACGAAUUCGAACAUGGGCGAAUGUUCCCCGUGGUAGUGGCUUGGGAACUUCUAGUAUUCUAGCGGCUGCAGUUGUUAAAGGAUUGCUUCAGAUAAGUGAAGGAGAUGAUAGUAAUACAAAUGUAGCUAGACUUGUUUUGGUUUUGGAGCAGCUGAUGGGUACUGGAGGAGGCUGGCAGGAUCAAAUCGGAGGUUUAUAUCCUGGCAUUAAGUUUACUGCGAGUUAUCCUGGAGUUCCUCUAAGGCUUCAAGUGAUUCCUCUCUUGGCUUCACCUAUGUUGAUUAGUGAGCUGAACAGAAGGUUAAUCAUUGUAUUUACUGGUCAAGUUCGAUUGGCACACCAAGUCCUCCAGAAAGUUGUUACUCGAUAUCUUAGACGUGAUAACUUGCUAAUAUCGAGCAUUAAGCGACUUGCUGAACUAGCAAAAUUGGGAAGGGAUGCAUUAAUGAACUGUGAUAUAGACCAGUUAGGUGAGAUAAUGAUGGAAGCUUGGCAGCUUCAUCAAGAACUAGACCCUUACUGCAGUAAUGAAUUUGUGGACAAGUUAUUUGCUUUCGCGGAUAGCUACUGCUGUGGCUACAAACUUGUGGGUGCUGGAGGUGGCGGUUUUGCAUUAUUGUUGGCCAAAGAUGCUGAGAGUGCUAACCAUUUAAGAUCCUUGCUCGAAAAAGGUUCUUCUGAAUUUGGCGUAAAGGUAUAUAAUUGGGAAAUAUCUUAGAAAGGUAAAUGUUCUUUUCGUUACAAUAUACUAUUCUAUUUCAUUGUAUGAUUUGUGUAUAUAAUACUCGCAAAUUCCAAUUCUACAAUAAUUGCCAUUACAAUUCACAAUUAUGAA